UGUCGGUGCCGUGGUCUAUAAAACAAUAAAACCAAAAUUGUACUCAUUGAACCUAGAAAACUUAGCGUUUACUUUAUUGUUUGUUAGAUCGUUAAUAAAAUACUAUGAGUGAAAUAUGAAGUUUUCUGUCAGUUAAACAUAAAGCUGCUCUUGUGGAACAAGACGUGAAGUUUUUGCUGUUUUAUAAUGAGAUACCGCACUGCUACUUAUCUUCGAAAAACAUGAACUUUAAACCUAGGUUCUCUUUAUCAAAGUGUCCAGACAACACAAUUAGCAAACCACUGAGAGCUGCUGUUAUCUUAUCAUAGCUUUAGUUGACCCAUAAACUUAGCUUAAUAUUGAUUAGCCUAUCUAUUUUGUAAAUAGAAUACUUUUAUCAGCGAUUUUCUACGUAACCUCAUUCUGUUAUCCUAGGACUAGUGACUGCGACCAUUUAACAAAAAUAUUUCAAUUUAAAUUCUAAAAAAUGUCCUAUGUAAGAUUUGAAAUGUUUAAAAACUGUUUCAAUUUUUGUACUAGGCCUAGGCCUAUUUUAUUUUUCAAGAGCAAUCAUAUUUGUAAACUUUCCAAUUUUACUGCAAAAUCCAUCUCAUGCUAUGGGUUUUCUAAUAAAAUAUCUAUUAAAUGCUAUAGUAAAGAUCAAGAGGAACAUCCUCUUAGAAAAACUAUGAGAAUUCUUAAGUCUGAUAUGAAAUAUUUAAUUAAACUAAUUGAUGGUCAAGCUACAGUAGAAAACUUGAAACCUAGUUAUCAUUUUCCAAACCACUGCGAUGUUUUAAUUGUUGGUGGAGGUGUCAUUGGAUCUUCGAUUGCUUACUGGCUAAAGCAGCGAGCUCUUAGUGGUCUGCAUGUUGUCGUUCUGGAAAAAGAUGCCUCGGUAAUGAAUUCUGAAUUUAUAGAUUGUCAGUACACUCAAGCGUCAACGCCGCUGUCAGUGGGGGGACUGCGGCAGCAGUUUUCUCUACCAGAGAACAUUGAGAUGUCAGUGUUCGGAGCCGAGUUCAUGCGUAACAUCGGAGACUACUUAACAGUGGAAGGUCAUGAGCCUCCCAAUGUCCAGUUCACUCCCAAUGGUUACUUGUUCCUUGCCACCGAGAAGAGUGCCCACAUUCUGGAGAGAAACUCAAAGUUACAACAAUCUCUUGGAGCAAAAAAUGAGUUACUAACUCAAAAUAAGAUUAAAAAAAAGUUUCCAUGGUUGAAUGUAGAUGGAAUAGAAUUGGGUUGUCACGGAUUGGAGAACGAAGGAUGGAUAGAUCCUUGGAGUCUCCUGAUGGCUUUUAAAAAAAAGGCGAUUGCGCUGGGAGCUGAGUACAUUACAGGCGACUUAGACCACUUUAAGUUUAGACGAAUGUCUGACAUCGUUAUGGACAACAUUCCCUUGGGAGAAUACGAAGGAUUAAAUGAAGCAAUUGUGACAUUGCCCGACGGUCAGACAGAGUCGAUAACCUUCUCACAACUGGUGAUAGCUGCUGGCUGCCGCUCCGGAGAGGUCGGCCAACUUGCCAGAAUGGGCAACGGACCAGGAUUCCUUGGACUGCCUAUCCCUGUGGAACCCAGGAAACGUUAUGUGUACUGUUUCCACUGUCCAGGAGGCCCUGGUCUGAAAACACCACUCGUUGUAGAUCCUAGUGGAACGUAUGUUAGGAGGGAAGGUACGAGUGACAACUACUUGUGCGGCCGCUCUCCAGACGCUGAAGACGAGCCUUCAUGUGAAAAUUUGGAAGUGGACUACGACUACUUCAACGAGAAAAUAUGGCCAACCCUCGCAAACAGAGUGCCUGUAUUUGAAUCUCUCAAGGUGAAGUCAGCCUGGGCCGGGUAUUACGAUUAUAACACGUUUGACAAGAAUGCCCUGAUUGGACCACAUCCAAGUUACAUGAACGUUCUCAUCGCAACUGGAUGCAGUGGCCAUGGUCUACAGCAGGCUCCUGCCAUCGGCCGCGCCAUCAUGGAGCUGAUGAUUGAUGGCCAUUACAAGACUAUUGAUUUGACAAGGAUGCAGUUUGAGCGAAUUUUCCAUGAAGAAUAUCUUCUUGAAGACAACAUUGUUUAAUAUUGAUUAACUAGACAGGGAAUGGGUAAGGAGAACUUGCCCCAGCAGUCAAUAUGUACUUGAAGUGGAAAAUGAGAAGUGCCCUCUUGUUGAGAACAAACGUCCAGUAUACACAAAAUAAUUGUGGUUAUUAGUUUUAUUUUAAAAAAUGGGUUAAAAUACAACUAUCAUUAAAAAUUUGUUUACUGUUAUAUCAAGAUGGACAGUUGGACUAAAAAUUAAAAACAGUUGGUAUCUGGAGUGGAAUACAAGAAAUAUGAUUUUCCUAGAAUACAUAUAUUGAACUUAUUGGCUUUUUUUACAGAUAUUUUAAUACAUAAGAUUACAUAUCAACAUUUAGUAUUUAAUAUAAUUUAGAAUAAAAAUAAAUCAAAAUUGAAACAAGAGGGCUCUUUUUAUUUCCAUGUCUAUAAAACUACAACCAUCUUAUUGUGGGCUUUGUUUUAUGAGUCUGAGUCCCAAAGCAAAGUGGAAUGCAAUCUUAAAAAAACGCUUUACAGAUUUUUAAACACAAAGUACUUCAAUUAAAUUUAUAUGUAAUUGAGAGUUGGUAAACCAAAAUUUUCAAAACCACAGGAAUUUUCCCCUUAAUACUUUAUAAGAAAGAAUAUUUUUAUCACAAACACAUUUCAUGCCAAAAAUGCAAUGAGUAUAUUUAAUUAUUUACAAAACUAAAAGAACCUGUAGGUUGCACGGACUGAACCAAAAUUUAAAUACUCAGAAAUUAAUAAAAUAUAAGUAAAUUUAAAAACAUAACAUAUACUAAUGUAACUGAAUAAAGCAAUCAGUUUUAUCCCACAUUAUUCCCAUUCAUUAUGAAAUGUUGAACUAAUCAUGAAAAAUUGAAGAUCCUGUGGGCAAUGAUGUUUUAAUUAAACUUGAAAUGUCACAAUUCAGCAAUCCAAGAAAGAAACUGUACUUUUAUUAUGUUUUAAUAAUAGAAAGAUCCUGUGAAAAAGUAGUUAUUAAAGUAAUUUUUGGACUAGUCUACUUAUUUACUUGUACAUGUUGUUUAUAAAAGAUUAAACAUAUUUAUUAAUUUGUUCAUAA
Homalodisca vitripennis (glassy-winged sharpshooter) is the source of this 3106-nucleotide messenger RNA. Its product is annotated as FAD-dependent oxidoreductase domain-containing protein 1. Lineage: Eukaryota; Metazoa; Arthropoda; Insecta; Hemiptera; Cicadellidae. The record is from RefSeq and is a predicted model, not a curated record. Gene Ontology annotation, cellular component: cytoplasm. The transcript has 9 exons. Gene Ontology annotation, molecular function: oxidoreductase activity. The coding region runs from base 467 to 2056 and encodes 529 amino acids.